Cololabis saira (Pacific saury) is the source of this 459-nucleotide messenger RNA. RefSeq names its product testis-expressed protein 12-like. The transcript has 4 exons. Lineage: Eukaryota; Metazoa; Chordata; Actinopteri; Beloniformes; Belonidae. Bases 1 to 426 code for a protein of 141 amino acids. The record is from RefSeq and is a predicted model, not a curated record.
AUGGCAGGAAAACUGACACCACCGACAUUCAAGAAGCAGACAGUGAACAACCUCACAGGACCAAAACAGGCCGCUCCCAAAGAGAUGGAGUGUACACUUUCAAAUGAAGGCAAAUCUCCACCUACAAAGAAAAAGACUCCUCAAACCUCAACCGUGGACUCAGCAGGUGCAUUCGCAGCUGCAGCUGCAGCAAAUGCUGACGUCGUCUGUCCGUGUGCUCUCAUCUCAGGUGCAAGCAGAGAGCUCAACAUGCUGGUGGCAAACUUUGCUGAAGUCUUAAGUGAGAGAGCUGCAGGCGACAACACCCAGAUGAAGGAGCUGGAGGGCCUUCUGGUCCAGGCUCGGAACCUGGAGUCCCACCUGAAGGAGAAGAAGCAGCACCUGAAGCAGACGCUGGCUCUGAUCUCUGAUAAGCUGCAGGGUUAGAGGAGCCUCUGCCUCCCCUCUCUGGUUGUUCCU